AACAGCAUUCUGAGGAUAAAUGUUUGAGAUGUAUUUUGAUGAUAAAAUGAUUUGGUGCUACAAGUAACAUGAGCAUUAAUCUUUAAACUCAGAUGUGAUGCUGUAAUCCAAGCUUUGCUGCCUUGAUGUUGUUCUAAUGUCAGUUGGGCAGACCAAAUCUUUUUAAGUUGUGGGAAGGAUUCCCUAUAACUUACACCAGAUUCCAGAUGGUUGGAAUAUGAGAAGCAGCAUGCAGUGCAUUAAAAGGUGACCUGAUUGUGGUGUUGUUAUUAAGCCAUUGCCCAGAAAGCAGGGCCCAGAAAGCAUACUGCCAGAUGCACACCCAAAGGUACUAGUGCUCCUUAGUAAUUUGUUUUUCGAAAAAAUCUGUGCUUCAACAUUUUAGUGUUGAUGCUUCAUAAAAAAAAAUUUAGAGAGAUUCAGGAAUUUCCAUGCUGUCAUCUGUAGUAUUCUGCUAGGGAUCAUUUCUAAAACACAAUUUAGUGUACAUAAAGUAGUCUUUUGGAAGACUAUUAGAUAUGCUUGAAUAGAGUCCACUAAGUAAGAGCACAGGGAAUAUUGGAUUUUUUACCACCCAGCUGCCUGCAGACCUGUGUGUUCACACUGUAUGUGCAAAAGGAACUGAGCAACCCUGGAUUGGGUCUCUUCAAGUCUAAAGGCCAUCCACAGGGUUCAAAAUGUGCAUCGGGAUUCCUGGAUAGUCCAGGUGUAAUCAUAGAGUGAGCGCAGAUGUAUUUUGGUGCUCUGGCCGCACUUUAGCACCAUGGCAACUGUUGGUUUAGUUAUUUAUCUCUGUGUUACUGUGGCAGCUCUUACCAAUGGCAAACUUUUGCAGCAGAGGAGAGACUUGGUGGUGGAUAUUGGUAGACAGGUGUAUCUGAAGCCAGGAGAUAUGGUGUUCAACAUUCCCCAAGAAAAAGACAUUUGCAAGGUGGAGGUGAUACCAGACCCUAUGACUCAGCGAGUUGGAGAUAUUGAGCCAAAGGUGUUUGACUGCCAUUUUGCCCUGAAUACAGUGCAGUACACACACAGUGGCAAUCCUCUGCUGGACAUGGACACUGUGAAAUUGCGAGCUCACUACUUCACAGCCAGUGACACUUUUACUGAGACUUUCCACUUGACAAUUCACAUCAGAAACACCUCAUACAAUAUCAUAACUGUGAACACUCCUCUACUGCCAGUGACAGUUCUAAACUUUUAUGAUCUUUCCAAUGCCAUAGAUCAUACAGUAAUUCGGUUCAGCUACAGCCAGGAUGUCAAUGUGACUUGCACAGUCAGCUUCACAAAGUAUCGCAGCUCAUGGCCCAUGUUAGGGCAGCUUGUGAUGGGGAUGGAGAAAAAGCCUGUGGAUGCUUUAAAACAGGACUGUUAUCAGUUUAUGAUGGUGCAGUUGCGGUAUGAGCACCUUAGUCCACCAACUCCUAAUAUGGACUACCUGCCACUGAAAGUAGAGUUGUAUGAUCCCAGUGUGAGCACUGAGCUUGUGGUGGAAAGAAUAUUUCUACCUGUCCAUAUCAAACCAGCCUUCCCUAACAUGCCACCCCAGGCUGCCUUCAUGAGUUCAUACUUAAUGGACGUGGAUCAGUUUGUCUUGGCUACUCUUGAACCAGCUAUGAUAUCUGCCAAAGAUGAAGAAACGAAGGACUCUUUACUAGUGUUUAAUAUCAGCCAACCUCUCACUGAGGAUCAGGGAUACUUUGUCCACUUGAGUGACCACACACAGCCCAUCAGUGCCUUCAAGCAGGGAGACCUAGAGAACUACAUGAUAGCCUACAGGCCGCCAGGGAAAGCAGCCUCGGAGAGGAGGUUAUUUGAUGUGGAGUUCACAGUGUUUGAUACUUUAUUUUCAGGGAGUCAGCCUUUUAUGCUAACAAUAGCAGUGAAACCCACACAAACCAAUGCACCAAGGGUGGCUAUUAACAAAGGGUUGACUGUGCUAGAGGGUCAGUCUCAGCCCAUAAGGACUUCAAAUUUGUACAUCGUGGACAGUGACAACAUAGACCAAGUUCAGUUGAUCAUUCGAGGAGGUUUGAGACAUGGAAGGUUAUUGGCCCAUGGUCGUUCAAUUGUGGCAAUUACACAGUCUGAUAUUGAAGAGGGAAGAGUGUCUUAUCAACAUGAUGAUAGUGACACACUGGACGACUUUAUAGAAUUUAGAAUCUCUGACAGAAGCAGUGUCAUUUAUACAAAAUUCCCAAUUCGUAUUUUGCCCAAAGAUGACAGCCCUCCUUCUCUGAUCAACAACAUUGAGUUGCGUCUUAGGGAAGGUGACACUGUUCCAAUUACAGACAGCAUUCUGAGUGCACAUGAUACAGAUUCUAAUGACAACCACAUUAUAUAUUCUCUGGUAUCCAAACCUAUAGCUGGAGAAAUACUGAAGAAAUAUAGAUCUACAAUGUAUGGGGAACCAGUUACCAAAUUUACACAGCAAGAACUUGCUCAAGGUUUUAUCUACUAUCACCACUUUGGUGGAGAAAUAUUUGAAGAUUUCAUUGAGUUUACCUUACAUGAUAGCAAUGAUCCCCCAAAUGAAUCUAGUCAACAGAUAAUGAUGAUAACCAUUGAACCAAUCAAUGAUAUUUCCCCAGAACCUGUAAGUGGCAAAGAACGAUAUUUAGAAGUGAAAGAAAGUGACUUGGUAUUAAUAACAAAUUCUCAGCUACAGUACACAGAUUCUGAAUCAGAGGAUGACCAACUUGUGUACUCAGUCACCAGUGGGCCUUAUUUCGUAGGAUCCUCAUCGACUGAGGAUGCAGGCAGACUGGUAUCAGUAGACCAGCAGCCAAUGUUGAUGAAGGACCCCUCCCUCCCCACUAUCACGACAUUCAAGCAAUAUGAGGUGAACCAUGCCAAAAUUGCAUAUAUGCCACCCUCUAAUGAUAUAGGCUCUACAUCAAAGCAAGUCCAGUUCUUGUUUUCUGUCUCAGACUCUGCAGGAAAUGAAUUGACUGGGCAGUCAUUUGACAUCACAGUGUUACCAGUUGAUAAUCAACCACCGCAUCUAAAAACAGAAACUGUGAAGGCCAAAGAAGGAGGCACCUUGGCCAUUACAAGUAAUUAUAUUAUGGUAUUUGAUCCUGAUACUUCAGUAGCAGAUUUGGAAUUUGUGAUAGAGAAGAUCCCCAACCAUGGAAAUCUUACCAGUGAUGGGAACAUGUUAUUCCAGGGCUCACAUGUGGGCAGGCAGGACAUGGCAGAGAGGAAAUUCAGGUAUCACCAUGAUGGUAGUGAGACAACCUCAGAUAGCUUCAUCAUCAUGGUAACAGAUGGGACACACAGGGUUACUGCCCCUGUCAAUAUACAGAUAGACUCAGUAGAUGAUGAACCACCACACUUCUUAGACAAUCUCAAGAAUCCACUAGAAGUCCCAGAGAGUGGAGAGGGAAUGAUAACAUUACCUUAUCUGGCAGCUACAGAUACAGAUACAGAGGAUGAUUUGUUGAUCUUUUCAGUCGUCAGCCCUCCAUCCAAAGGUCUGCUCUUUGUGAAUGGUCAGCUAGCAACUCGCUUCAUCCAAAAAGAUGUCCGUCUGGGUAUGGUAACAUAUCGUCACAGAGGCUAUGAAAUUGGAAGUGAAGCUCAGUAUGAUUCCAUGACAUUUGUGCUGUCAGAUUCUGAUGUACCCACCCACCAGUCCCUGACUCUACAUGACUUAAAUAUAACCAUUGUUCCAUUGGACAACCGAAGGCCCCGUAUCAAGUCAGACAGACUGAUUGUGGUAGGUGAGGCAGACACAUUGCAGAUCACAACCAAAAUGUUGAAUGCAGAGGACAUUGACACUCCAGAUGGUGAGCUUCUAUUUAUUAUAAGAGAACAACCCAAGUUUGGUUUCUUUGAAAACAUCCAACCUGAUCCAGGAUCUGAAAAGUUAAACAGAGGAAUAAGAAUCUCACAGUUCAAGUUGAGUGAUGUUCAGAAUGGUCUUAUAAAUUAUGUCCAAUCCAGACAUGAAGGUGUUGAACCUCGUUCAGAUGCAGUAAGCCUUGUUGUCAGUGAUGGUAAGUUAAGAUCAACAGAGACAGAGAUAACUAUAAGAAUUAUGCCACAGAAUGAUGAGCUACCAGAAGUGACGUUAGCUGACUUUCUUGUAGAGGAAGGUGGGGAAAAAGUCAUUGACACAUCCAUGAUAAAUUUGGUGGAUAAAGACACACCAAGAGAAAUUCUCACUAUUUCAGUCUCUAAGAAACCAAAGCAUGGCCAUGUUGCCAUCAUGGCACAGUCAUACAGUCACGGAGAACUGGUAGAGCUGCCAAUGCCAGAGUUUACUGUGGAUGAUCUCAACUCAGACUUGGUUAUGAUGUAUAAACAUGAUGGAACAGAGAAUUUUGCUGACGAGUUUACAGUUCAGGUUUCAGAUGGCAAACAUACUGUCUACAAAACAGCCUCUGUAAAGAUUAAGCCCAUAAAUGAUGAAAAACCUGUUGUUCUAAGAAAUGCAGGCCUCCAUCUUGAAUUUGGUGAAACAUCUUUGAUAUCUGGAGCAUCCCUUAUGACAGCAGAUGGCGAUAACCAUGACAACGAGAUUAACUUUAUAAUAGCUGAAGUUCCAAGUAGAGGAUUGCUCCAACUGAAGUCAGAUGAGGGCAGGUGGAUAGAGAUUGGUCCUGGUAUGAGGUUCACCCAAGAUGAUGUGAACAUGAACAGAGUCAGAUAUGUGAACACUGGAGAAAUUGCCAACAAUAGGACUGACAAGUUCAUAUUUCAACUCAGUGAUGGUGUCCACUCAACGCCCAUGGAGACUUUCGAAAUAGAGGUGAAAAAUUCCAGAAAAGACAAUCUUGCACUCCUAAAUCGAGGCAUAAACUUAGAGGAAGGACAGCAAGUUAUUAUCACAACAGCUAAUCUGAGUGCCAGUGAUGAGAGUUUACGCCCAAAUGAAAUCCUUUUCACCAUCACUGAUCCUCCAACACAAGGUUAUCUUCAACUCAUCAGCCAGCCUGGACUCACUAUUGAUACAUUUACUCAGCUAGAUCUAGCCAGCCAGAAGGUUGCCUAUGUUCACACCACCAAAGAUGACAUGACUGAAGACCUAUUCAGCUUCACUGUCUCAAAUGGCAUUGCUAUACCAAAAGUUGCUAACUUUAUAAUACGGAUAACUCCAAGAGAUAGAGAAAUUCCUACUCUUAAAUUGAAUCAGCCUUUAAUAGUUCAGGAGGGAGUGCUAGAAAAUUUAUCAUCAUCAAAUCUUUUGGCCAUUGACCCUGAUACAUCCACUCAUAAUAUAUCUUACAUUCUUCUCAAGCUUCCUAGCCACGGAGAACUGUUACGUGGAAACCAACUUGUCAAGGAUAAAUUUACACAGUUUGAGUUGGACAGUUCACUAAUAUCCUACAAAAGUCAGAAUGCCAAGUCUGGAAUUGAUCACUUCCUUUUCUACCUCACUGACAACCAUCACGAGGGAUUUCUCAUAAAUGGCACAUACCAUGUGAAACCAGUGGUCUUCAGCAUCAUUGUCAGACCUUUGGUAAAAAUCCCUCCAAAACUGGUAACCAUGGGUCCGCCAGGUGAUCUUAUAUCACUGGGUAGAAAAAGGACAGGAUUUAGACUCACAACUCGGAGCCUACAAGCAACAAGUCCAUUAGAUCUCUCAGAAGACAUUCUGUUUGUGUUGACAAAGAUGCCGUUGUUUGGAGAGAUAGUGAAGCUGAAUUCCAGACAUACCAUUGUAAGAAAGAGGUUCAGUCAAGCUGAUCUAGAUGCUGGGAAUGUAGCGUAUGUUUUACAAGACAAAGUGAAGGUGACCAAUGACAGUUUUUCCUUUGUACUUCAGGAUUCACUUGGAAAUACAAGUCCUGAACACAGCUACAAACUGCGGUGGUCACUUAUUCAAUUCACAAGACCCGAGUAUAGAGUGUGUGAAGAUGUUGGGACACUUGCUCUCACUCUUUUAAGAAGCGGGUCUCUGGAGCAGUCAGCUUAUGUCAGUGUGAAGGUGAGGGAUAUCUCUACUAGAGAGGGACUGGACUAUGUUCCAAGCAGGGCAGAGCAGAUACAGUUUGAUCCAGGUGUCACAACAGCGAUUUGGCAGGUGCAGAUAAAAGAUGAUGGUUUGGAAGAAAGCAAUGAGAAGUUCAAGGUCAUACUGAAAUCUCCAGUAAAUACUGUCCUUGGAGAAAAUGACAAAACUACUGUUCACAUUGUCAAUGACAAAAAUGGUGGUUGUCCCCUGCAGUUUGGUCUGAUCAGCCGUGACCAACCCUACCAGGCCCCAGGCCAGCAGGUCCAGCCCUGGGCUAGGGUAAAGCAGGGCUCACAGACUUCCUAUGUGUACCAUGCUGUAGUGCCUGUGAACCCUCAGCCCACUUUACCAGCAGGUGUGCUCAAUGAGGAACAGGUGGCACCAGUCACAUAUCAGAGAAGACAUAAGGCUGGUGGAAGUAACAGGAGAAGAAAACACAAAAGACCAGAAAGUAACAGGAGGCAAGAGGUUGAGUCCACACAGGAGUGCAACCUUGUUACCAAAGGUUUGUUGCGAUAUGACAGUGCCUCAGACAAGCUCUUCCAGUGUAAUGGCAUACAGUGGAUCAGAUAUGGCUUACGACAGCUAUCCAAAGUUAGACGACACAAGGGAAAGAAAAGGGAUCACAUUUGCCCUAAAGGUUGGUCUAAAUACAGAGGUCAGUGUUUCAAGUAUUUUGAGCAAAGAGUCACAUGGAGUGAAGCACAGCGGUUCUGCAGGGAAGUUCACAAGGGCAACUUGGCCAGUAUUCUGAAUGGAGAACAACUUUCCUGGUUGAUGCUGCUAGGAAACAGACGUGCAUUCUGGAUAGGUCUGAAUGACAAGAGACAGGAAGGACUGUGGGAGUAUAUAGGAGGGGAGCCAUACACAUAUCGCCACUGGAAACAAGGAUUCCCUGUGGAUUCAAGUAAACGGGGACACUGUGCACUUGUCUCAAACAGAAGCAAGUGGAUCAAUAUGCAAUGUGAACAAGUGAGAGAACAAUUCAUAUGUGCCAAAAACCCAACUUUGCCAGAUAUAGAUAUCUCAUAAAAUGAACUUUUAGGUGUGAAUCCAUUUACUAGAGGUACUAAACCUAUUUUUGUAAAGUAUGUGUGAAUAUGAAUGACUCUGAAGUCAUAACAGCAUGCAACUAUGAUAUCAUUAUUUGUCUUACCAAGACAGAGAAGAGGGAAAUUGAUUAGCAUGAUUAAAAUGAGGCUUGAAGGUAGAAGAUUCAAAGUAGUAGGUGGCUUGUACGUGGAAGAUACAAUGCAGUAGGUGGUUUGUAGGUGGAAGAUACAAUGAAUCAGUACUUAAAGGAGCAAUUCAUGGGAUUUUUUAAAAAAAUUUAUCUUUUUAGAUAAUGUGUGAUCAUAUUUGAAAGGGAUGCACCAAUCUCUUUGAAUAAUCAAAUUACUAUCCCUCCUCAAAAAUGACAAUUUUCUGUUAAGUGAAAAUGUGUUGAACACUUCUUACAGUUCACACAGCUUAAGCCAUGUGGUCAUAAUGACACAUAUUUUUAGAUUAAUUGAUCUUGUUUUCAAAGUAUUAGGAACUCAGUAUUGUAAUUGCUAACAGAUUGUCAACUAUGCCAGGAAAAUUCUUUCUUCUUUUUGUACUAUUUUGUGCUAAAAUUCUAUGAGCAGCCACUCUGAAAUCACAAUUUAAUUAAAUCAAAGUUGUAAAGAACAAAUUCACUCUCUUCCAUUUAAUGUGCCAUAUUUAUUGGAACAAGAAAAGAACAUUUUUUUUCUAAAAAAAGGUUUAGUAACCUUUUAUAUAAGGCAUAUUUAUAUUAAAAAAUUACCACAGUAAAUACAUAUCAACUGACAGCAUUGUACACGUAGAUUAUUCUUAUGGCAGUGAAUUGGCUGACAAUUAAGAGGUCUUAGUUGUUUUGAUAUUGUAAACUUUAUAAUUUAAGCAUAAUACACAGUCUGGACAAACAAAACUGUAUGAUACAUACCUACUAAUAUCAGAUUCCUAUUAUAACUUCUUUUAACAUGAUCUAAGGUUAACUUUGUUCUGGAUAAUAAAAGCAGAUAACCAUUUCUGCUGUACUGAA
This is a messenger RNA of Lingula anatina, 8006 nucleotides long. RefSeq names its product FRAS1-related extracellular matrix protein 1. Gene Ontology annotation, biological process: cell communication; anatomical structure morphogenesis. Gene Ontology annotation, cellular component: membrane. NCBI's taxonomy places the organism in Eukaryota, Metazoa, Brachiopoda, Lingulata, Lingulida, Lingulidae. The record is from RefSeq and is a predicted model, not a curated record.